Molecule: messenger RNA, 1014 nt
Organism: Hibiscus syriacus
Lineage: Eukaryota; Viridiplantae; Streptophyta; Magnoliopsida; Malvales; Malvaceae
Product: keratin, type I cytoskeletal 9-like
Exons: 1
Coding region: 1-1014 (337 amino acids)
Source: RefSeq, a predicted model, not a curated record
AUGUAUAUAAUCCUUAGCGGUGCUAGUGCUUCUAGCAAUAAUCAAGCUAAAGUUAGUGGAGGUGGUAGCGCUAGUGCUUAUGGCCAUGGUCAAACUAUUGUUGCUGGAAGAGGCGGUGCUAGUGCUUCUAGCAAUAGUCAAGCUAAAAUUGGUGGAGGUGGUGGCUCUAGUGCUUCUGCUCAUUGUCAAGCUAUUGUUGGUGGAAGAGGCGGUGCUAAUGCUUCUAGAAAUAGUCAAGUUAAAGUUGGUGGCACUAGUGCUUCUGGCCAUGGUCAAGCUAUUGUUAGUGGAGAAGGCGGUGUUAGUGAUUGUAGCAAUAGUCAAGCUACAGUUGGUGGACAUGGUGGUGCUAGUUCUACCGACAAGGAUGAAGUCAAAAUUGGUGGAAGGGGUGGUACUAGUGCUUCAAGCAAUGGUCAAGCUAAAGUUGAUGGACGUAGCAGUGCUAGUUCUACUAACAAGGGCGAAUCCAAAAUUAGUGGAAAUGGAAGAACUAAUUCUUCUGGUAGUAAAGCUAAUGUUAGUAGAACUCGUGUCACAAUUGGAGCAGAAGAGCACUAUGAAACUACCUUUAAAGGAGGGGCUAAGGGUGCAUUUGAAGGGAAAAUAAGAGGAAAAGUGGGGGAUAAAUGUGGAUUUAAAGGAAAAAUAGGAGGACAAGUAGCAGUCGAUGGAACUAUUGGUGGAGGUGGUGGCACUAAACUUAAUGCAAAGGGUGAAGUUAAAACUAGUGGAAGUGGUGCCACUAGUGCUUCUAGUUAUGGUCAAGCUAAUGUUAGUGGAAGGGAUAAUGUUAGUGUUUCUAGCAAUGGUCAAGCUAAAGUUGAUGGACGUGGUAGUGCUAGUUCUACUGACAAUGGUGAUGCCAAAACCAUUGGAAAGGGAAGAACCAAUGUUGGUAGAACUGGUGAUACUAGUUCUACCAGGAAAGGUGAAGCUAAAAUUGAUCGAAGUGGUGGAACUAGUGCUUCUAAUAGUGGUCAAGCUAAUAUUUGGGGUAAAAGGGCAUGGUGA